UACCCAUGGCCAAAUAUCCCGUUAUACAGCGUACAGGUUUCAAUGAGGUUGCAUCACACUGUCAUAAAUAUGCACCAGCAGUGUGCAGUAAUGAACUUUUAGUGCAUUUAUCUGUGGCAUAUGGUUCACAUACACAGGGAACUGAGCGACAUUUUUACCAAAGUCACAUGCUAAACCCUCCCUACCUAAUGGGCCCGGGUCAGGUGCGGACCAGCCUUGGCGUUCAGCCAGCUGCUGGUACAAGUGGGGGCAGUGAGCAGCUGCAGGCCGAUUGCUCCCAGGAGAGCCAGGGGGUGGAUAGGGACAUCGAGGAGGAGCCACCAUCCCAACAGCAGCCCCAACCAGCCCCUCAGGCCAAGAAAAGGCGCCAAAGCAACGGCCAGGCACUACUGUCAAGCGUCCUGGCAAACCUAGAGGCAGCAGAAAGAAAUCGACAAAGAAGGCACGAGGAACGUCUCGCUGCUCUAAAGGAGGCGGAAACAAACCGCAAUAAGUGCCUGCAGGAGCGCAACAGUAUUCUUUUGAGGCUGGCCACCGCUCUUGAAGAGAGACGUGUUCCUGGUGCGUCCGAAGACUAGGCAAAUAAGAACUGUGCCU
Molecule: messenger RNA, 597 nt
Organism: Dermacentor silvarum
Lineage: Eukaryota; Metazoa; Arthropoda; Arachnida; Ixodida; Ixodidae
Exons: 2
Coding region: 6-578 (190 amino acids)
Source: RefSeq, a predicted model, not a curated record